AACGUUUUUUUACAAAAAUUCAAACAAAAAAAUACAUCAUCGUCUUUUUUUUUACAAAAAAUUCAUCGUCUUUUUUUUUACAUCGUUUUUACAAAAAUUUUCUUAUAAAAAAUUCAUCGUUUUUUCUUACAAAAAUUCAUCUUUUUUACAAAAAUUCAUCGUUUUUUUGUUAUAAAAAAAAUUGGAAUAAUAUUUUUUAAUAAUGGGACAGCAAGUAUCUUAUUUACCUACUGAAGAUGCAGAAACAACUUAUCAAAAAUAUCGAAAACUUGCUAGUGAAGAAGCACAACUUCGUAAUGAUUGUUUUGCUCAAUCACAAAUUGCAUAUAAAUCUCGUCGAGGUAAAGAAGCCAAGGAAUUAUCACAGAAAGGUAAAGAACAUACAAAGAAGAUGGAACAAUAUAAUAUGAAAGCUGUCGAAGUAAUCUUUAAAGAAAAUAAUAAAAACAGACCACUUAAUGAACUUGAUCUUCAUGGAUUAUAUGUUAAAGAAGCUUUAUUAAAAACUGAAUCAAGAAUACAAUAUUGUAAAGAAAAUAAAAUUGAUCAUUUAGUAAUUAUUGUAGGUCGCGGUAAACAUUCUUUAAAUGGUAUCGCAAAAUUAAAACCUGCAAUUGAGCAUCUUAUGGAAAAAUAUCAGUUUCGAUGUAUUCCAAAUAAGCCAACUGUUGGUUGUCUAUACGUGGAAUUUGGUCAUAAACCUAAUUUAUCUUGGUUGGAAUCUUUAUUUGAAUCCAGAUGUGUCAUUUGUUAACCCCCUUGGAAUAUUUUUUUUCACGAAAUUAUAAUAUAUUGUACAUAUAGAUUAUUUCAAUACAUACAUUUUUUAUUUCCUUUUUUUCAUUGUCAAAUUUUUUAUUUAUUUUUC
This is a messenger RNA of Rhizophagus irregularis DAOM 181602=DAOM 197198, 868 nucleotides long. RefSeq lists its product as uncharacterized. The record is from RefSeq and is a predicted model, not a curated record. Lineage: Eukaryota; Fungi; Glomeromycota; Glomeromycetes; Glomerales; Glomeraceae.